AUGGGGUGUUGGGACGAAGGAGUAUGGAGGUGGAAACUCGAGUGGAGCCGAGAGCCGAGGGGUCGUGAACUUGAUCAAAUCCAGUCCCUUAUCUCUUUCAUUGACAGUUGUGUGUUGAGGACAGAUAAGCGGGAUGGUUGGAGAUGGAAAGCGUCUUCCAAUGGAGCCUUCUCCGUCAAGUCGGCUUAUGAGGCUAUUAGCCGGGAGAAAAGACAGCCGAACGAGCAAAGAAAAGAAGGUGAACUGACGCAGAUCUGGAAAACCAAAGCCCCUGCAAAAGCCAUUAUUACGGCCUGGAAGGUGCUCAAAGGUAGAUUACCAACCCUAGACAAUCUCAUCCGCCGGCAGGUGCCUAUCCAGCCUCCGAUUUUUUGCGUUUUCUGUAAGGAGAAAGAAGAGUCCAUCGACCACCUUUUUUUCUCUUGUUCGAAAUCUGAGGAAGUUUGGAAGGAAUUGAUACAGUGGAUGGGCAAGCAAGUUGUCUUUCAUCAUAAGGCGAAGCCCCAUUUCAAUGUUUUUGUUAAUCUCGGGCACAAAGAAGACGUCAUGUUCUUAACAGCAGUUUGGAUCUGUGUUGUUUGGUGUGUUUGGAAGAAGAGAAACGAAUGCAUUUUCAAUCAAGGCUCUUGGAUUAAGGAGAGAAUGGUUUCUGAAAUCAAGACAAGAAUUUGGGGUUGGAGCUUGGCUUUCAAUCUGAAUCUGAACACCUCUGAUUUCUGCAGCUGGAACGCAACGGCCUGUUUACAUGGUUGA
Messenger RNA from Salvia miltiorrhiza (redroot sage), 753 nucleotides. RefSeq lists its product as uncharacterized. The record is from RefSeq and is a predicted model, not a curated record. Lineage: Eukaryota; Viridiplantae; Streptophyta; Magnoliopsida; Lamiales; Lamiaceae. Bases 1 to 753 code for a protein of 250 amino acids. The transcript has a single exon.